Aspergillus pseudonomiae is the source of this 1694-nucleotide messenger RNA. RefSeq lists its product as uncharacterized. The transcript has a single exon. Bases 142 to 1011 code for a protein of 289 amino acids. The record is from RefSeq and is a predicted model, not a curated record. Lineage: Eukaryota; Fungi; Ascomycota; Eurotiomycetes; Eurotiales; Aspergillaceae.
UAUAAACGCAUGUCCCUCUAUAGAAAUCUGCGACCAUGGUAUGCACCUAUAGUAACAAAGUUGCUCAUGAGUGUUGCCUAUAGAAAGUUCUUGGUCUAACAUGAAUCACAGGAAUCAUUUGUCCAAGAUUUGAUCAAGAUCAUGACCAAUGGAUCGGAUGUUGUGUUCACGGGCUCUCUUGGCGAACAAAACAGAACCAUCGUCCCGAUAGAGCAACUCAGAUCUGCGAUAGAUCUUACCCCCGACCGCAUAGGCGGCAACUGGAUGUUACAAAUAUCAGAAUCCAGAGUUCUGAAGGUUGGCGAAGAAGUCAGUAUGGAUGAAGCAGAAGCAUUACUCUUAAUCGCCACAAAAACAAAGGUGCCGGUGCCGAAGGUUCACACUGCCUACACGAUAGGCGAGAUAGGAUUCAUCCUUAUGAGCAAAAUCGAGGGAAGUACCCUUGCAUCUUGCUUGGAGGAUAUGCCCCGCGAAGAGCUCCAGAGAAUUACGUACCAACUCAAAUCCUAUGUUUCUGAAUGGCGUGAGUUGUCCAGUUCGUUCUUGGGCUCUGUAAAUGGCGGGCCAUGCCACGACAUCAUCUUCAGACACCCCUGGGAUUAUACAUCUACCAAACAGUAUGGACCUUUCUAUUCCUUUGAGCAAUACCAGCAUGCUGUUGUGGAGGCACUCCGUUUAUCAAGGCCUCCCGGAGUCUGGUAUGAACAAGACGAAGCGCUCAAAGACAAAAUCCUAUCCUUUAGGAAAGGGUAUUCUAGUAGUCUGGGACUUAUGACCCAUGGAGACUUACAUCCAGGCAAUAUCAUUAUUAAGGACGGGCUAAUUCAAGGAAUAGUUGACUGGGGUGAAGCUGGGUACAGCCUUCCGGAGAGGGAGUUUUUUGCCGCUAAGCGUAUUGCUUUGGAUUCGCCCUGGGUUGAAAUGAUCGACUCUGCUAUCCCUUGCUUACAGAAAGAAUAUGAGAUUUUGAAUGAAGUCGACCUGUCAAUGAUGCGGUAUUCCCCUGUAUAGUGUUUAUCUCCCGUUCAACGAUAUCCAUGCAUUGCCAAUGUCGUUCUUGACCUUCGAUGACGCCAGGCCAAUUCGCUUUCCCCAAGCUUCAGCCGUUCCUUCCGGGACAAGUCCAUCCACCUCGAGGUCGAUGAACCCAUGUAUCACCCAAUUCUGGCAGUUUUCAUUCCCACCUUUCGGUGCCGGCACCUUCUUGAGUACGGACAUCACUGUUAAGCGCUCUGUAUUGUCGAGGACUCUUAUUUUGCAUAGACCCCACGCACUUUGGGAUAUCAGCCUAUGUGGAGCCCGAUGCUCGAAUUGAAACAUGUUGAGGUUUUCGUCGAUCAUCCUAGUAUGCAGAAGCUCACCAGUCCGUUGAGUGGUUUGGUGGAUGACGAAUCCCCAGUGGGCAGGCUCGUCCGUACCCGGGCCAAAAAUCCCCACAGAGAGUAGGUAGGCCAUGUUGGUUUAUAGAUUAUAGGGAUUAGGACAUGUUAAAUCAGUGGAGUUCUUUAUUCAAACUAGCCGCAACGAUCAUAGGCAUAAUAGAAGGGGUUGCUUAUCUAGACCGGGUAAACUCACAGCCAGUGUAGCUUUAAUAAUGUGGUUAACGCACUUUUCUAUGAUAUCUGAACCGGGGGACAGACUCUAUUUAUACCCGCCAUAUUACCUGAGAAGCACAUUUCAUUGGCAAAGACUGC